CUCUCUCUCUCUCUCAUUACAUAUCAUAAAAUACUAAAACACCACCUUCUUCCUUACUUUAAUAUUCUUCAUCAUCUCUUUCUUCUUGUUCCUCCCCCCUUUAGCUUUCUCCCCUUGAUCUACAUCUAUAUCUACAACAUGUCAAACAACAAUUUAGAUCAUCACUUAACCUCCACUUCACCUUUCUCCCUUCAAACCCUACAAAACCGCCCCCCUCUCCACCUUCAAAUCCCACAAGACUCUGAAGAAGAUGACAACAACAACCAACACACUCCUGGCUCCGGCACCGGCUCCGGCUCCGGUGACGUCAUUGGCCGGCGUCCACGUGGACGUCCUCCAGGCUCCAAAAACAAACCUAAACCACCUGUCAUCAUCACUAGAGAAAGUGCCAACACUCUAAGAGCUCACAUCCUUGAAAUCAGCAACGGAUGCGAUGUAUUCGAAUCCAUUGCUGACUACGCUCGCAAACGCCAACGUGGCGUUUGUAUUGUUAGUGGCACCGGCACUGUGAACAACGUGAGUAUCCGGCAGCCUGGAGUCCAGGCUGCCGGAUCUGUACUCACGUUACAGGGCCGGUUUGAGAUACUCUCUUUGUCCGGGUCAUUCUUGCCGCCCCCGGCUCCUCCAGGUGCGACAAGUUUGACCAUUUAUUUAGCUGGUGGACAAGGACAAGUUGUCGGUGGUAAUGUUGUGGGAGCUUUGAUUGCCUCCGGGCCUGUGAUUGUUAUAGCUGCUUCUUUCACAAACGUUGCGUAUGAGCGGCUGCCGUUGGACGAUGAUGAGGCGGCUAACGGCGGAGAAAUAAAUGGAGCAACAACCGUAACAGGAGCUAACGCGUUUCCUGACCCGUCUUCUAUGGGUUUACCGUUUUUUAACCUGCCGGUUAACAUGGGUAAUGUUCAGUUACCGGCAGAUGGUGGUGGCUGGUCGGGUAACGCGGUUAACCGCCCGCCGUUUUGACCUAAUUGGAGUGUGUUUGAUGUUCAAGUGUUGAUUGAUCAAGAGGUUAGAUCAGUUGUUUGUAUAAUAAUUGUUAGGUGAGUUCUUUUAGGUCUUGAAUAUGGAUGGAAUCAAUAUUAUGAUCUUUUGAUUUAUGCUUAUCUUAUUUUAGGGUUAUUAAUUGUUUGUUAUA
Messenger RNA from Helianthus annuus (common sunflower), 1132 nucleotides. Its product is annotated as AT-hook motif nuclear-localized protein 23. The record is from RefSeq and is a predicted model, not a curated record. Bases 139 to 960 code for a protein of 273 amino acids. Gene Ontology annotation, cellular component: nucleus. Gene Ontology annotation, molecular function: DNA-binding transcription factor activity; minor groove of adenine-thymine-rich DNA binding. The transcript has a single exon. Lineage: Eukaryota; Viridiplantae; Streptophyta; Magnoliopsida; Asterales; Asteraceae.